Messenger RNA from Mercurialis annua (annual mercury), 1708 nucleotides. RefSeq lists its product as uncharacterized. The transcript has 17 exons. NCBI's taxonomy places the organism in Eukaryota, Viridiplantae, Streptophyta, Magnoliopsida, Malpighiales, Euphorbiaceae. Gene Ontology annotation, molecular function: protein binding. The record is from RefSeq and is a predicted model, not a curated record. Gene Ontology annotation, cellular component: nucleolus; small-subunit processome. Gene Ontology annotation, biological process: maturation of SSU-rRNA from tricistronic rRNA transcript (SSU-rRNA, 5.8S rRNA, LSU-rRNA). Bases 128 to 1483 code for a protein of 451 amino acids.
UGUUAUGGUUAGGGUUUUUGUCUAGGGUUUUUCUCAAUCCGUCUCUGAAGCUAUCAAUUCCCUCUAUUUUUUUCAAUCAAAUUCAAUUUAUUGAAUUCAAAAUUGAAAUAUUCAAUCAACAAUUAAAAUGAAAGUGAAAGUAAUUUCACGCUCUACUGAAGAUUUCACUCGAGAGCGAAGCCAAGAUCUUCAGAGAGUGUUUCAUAAUUUUGACCCCAGCCUUAGAACUCAAGAGAAAUCAAUUGAAUAUGUCAGAGCGCUUAAUGCAGCUAAAUUGGAGAAGAUAUUUGCAAGACCAUUUAUUGGAGCAUUGGAUGGGCAUAUUGAUGCUGUUUCAUGUAUGGCGAAAAAUCCUAAUUAUUUAAAAGGGAUUUUUUCUGGUUCUAUGGAUGGAGAUAUUCGGCUUUGGGACAUGGCUUCCAGGCGAACUGUUUGUCAGUUUCCUGGUCAUCAAGGCGCUGUUCGAGGGUUGACAGCUUCAACUGAUGGGCACAUUUUAAUAUCCUGCGGAACUGAUUGCACUGCAAGGCUUUGGAAUGUUCCUGUAGCUACCAUUAUGGAUUCAGAUAACUCCAAACGUUCGGCGGAGCCACAGGCAGUAUAUGUUGGGAAGAAUGCAUUUUGGGGUGUUGAUCAUCAAUGGGAUGGCGAGCUCUUCGCCACGGCUGGUGCUCAAGUGGAUAUUUGGAAUCAUAACAGAUCUCAGCCAGUAAACACUUUUCAAUGGGGCACAGACACAGUCAUAUCUGUUCGAUUUAAUCCAGGGGAACCAAACCUGUUGGCAUCAUCAGGAAGUGACCGCAGCAUAACAUUGUAUGAUUUGCGUGUUUCAACUCCAGCGAGGAAACUUAUUAUGCGAACGAGAACCAAUUCUAUUGCAUGGAACCCUAUGGAGCCAAUGAACUUCACAGCUGCAAAUGAGGAUUGCAAUUCUUAUAGUUAUGAUGCUAGAAAACUGGAUGAAGCAAAAUGUGUACACAAAGAUCAUGUUUCUGCUGUGAUGGAUAUUGACUUCUCUCCUACAGGUCGAGAGUUUGUGACAGGAUCUUAUGAUAGAACAGUCAGAAUUUUCCCGUAUAACGGUGGUCACAGCCGAGAGAUCUAUCAUACCAAAAGAAUGCAACGGGUAUUCUGCGUCAAGUACAGCUGUGAUGCUACUUAUGUUAUUUCCGGGAGCGAUGACACCAACCUUAGAAUAUGGAAAGCUAAAGCAUCAGAGCAAUUGGGAGUGCUUCUUCCAAGGGAACGGAAAAGGCAUGAUUAUCAUGAAGCUGUCAAGAAUCGGUAUAAGCACCUUCCUGAGGUCAAGCGUAUUGUCAGACAUCGACACUUGCCAAGACCAAUAUACAAGGCUGCUGAGCUCAGACGUACAAUAACUGACGCUGAAAGGGUUAAAGGCGAAAGAAGGAAAGCUCAUAGUGCUCCAGGAAGUAUCGUAUCAGAACCUCUGCGCAAACGAAGAAUCAUCAAAGAAGAAGAGUGAGCUUUAUGCUAUCAGAUGCCUGUAGAAGUGUGCUGUUCUCUCCACCAUAUCUGAGCUAAUUAUCUUAUUAAGUGAGAUAUAGAAUAUCAGAUAUAUUCACUCUUUGUAUGUAGCAAUUUUGAUAGGUUUUGUAAAAUUUAAUGUUAUAAAUCAUUAUGUAUUUUUGUCUGGUCGACAAGAGUUCUUUUGAUUGGUUAAAUUAUUGCAGUAUCCUUUUUGAUCCAA